Messenger RNA from Synchiropus splendidus (mandarinfish), 1803 nucleotides. It is a transcript of the gene brcc3, whose product is annotated as BRCA1/BRCA2-containing complex, subunit 3. The transcript has a single exon. Gene Ontology annotation, molecular function: cysteine-type deubiquitinase activity; metallopeptidase activity; polyubiquitin modification-dependent protein binding. The record is from RefSeq and is a predicted model, not a curated record. Gene Ontology annotation, biological process: double-strand break repair. Gene Ontology annotation, cellular component: BRCA1-A complex; BRISC complex. Bases 46 to 828 code for a protein of 260 amino acids. Lineage: Eukaryota; Metazoa; Chordata; Actinopteri; Syngnathiformes; Callionymidae.
UGGAGAAGGCGGAAGUGAACUUGUUUUGGUGGCUGCUGCGACAGAAUGGCGGUGAGCGCCGUUCACCUGGAGGCUGACGCCUUCUUGGUGUGUAUGAAUCACGCUCUCAGUACCGAGAAGGAGGAGGUGAUGGGCCUGUGCAUCGGGGAGGUAGAGGCCACUCGGGUAGUUCAUAUCCACUCCGUCAUCAUCCUCCGCCGCUCUGACAAGAGGAAGGACCGGGUGGAAAUCUCGCCGGAGCAGCUGUCAGCGGCGUCUACGGAGGCUGAGAGGUUGGCCGACAUCACGGGCAGACCCAUGCGAGUGGUGGGCUGGUACCAUUCCCACCCGCACAUCACGGUCUGGCCGUCCCACGUCGACGUGCGGACUCAGGCUAUGUACCAGAUGCUGGACCAGUGCUUCGUGGGCUUGAUAUUCUCCUGCUUCAUCGUGGACAAAACCACAAAAACCGGCCGCGUCCUGUACACCUGCUUUCAGUCGGCACACGCCCAGAAAGGUGCCGAGUACGAGCGCGUGGAGAUCCCCGUUCACGUAGUCCCGCGCGCGUGCAUCGGGAAGGUGUGCCUGGAGUCUGCAGUGGGUCUUCCACGUACGCUGUGCCAGGAGGAGCAGGACACCUACCGCAAGAUCCACGGCCUCGUCCACCUGGACCCCGUGACGAAGAUCCACAAUGGCUCCGUGUUCACCAAAAACCUGUGCAGCCAGAUGUCAGCGGUGAGCGGGCCGCUGCUGCAGUGGCUGGAGGACCGACUCGAGCAGAACCAGAGGAGCAUUGGGGAGCUGCAGCGGGAGAAAGAGCAACUGCUGCGGGAGCUGAGUGAGCUGUGAUCUGGAGGUGUGGGAUUCCACUUUGCUCUGAAUGACUGGUGCAAGUCACUUCAUGUUUUUCUUUAGAUCCAUUUUUAAUUUAGGUGACCUCACCUUUGUUUCACCCUGAAGUUAUUCACUUUCACAGACGAACAACACACCAUUAGCUUGGCAUUUUGUUGUCUAAAAUACUUUAUUAUCUAACAUUUUUCCAAAGAAAUUAUUACUGUAUAUGUUCAUCUUGAGCUGCAUAUAUUAUCCAUCAAUUGUGUAAUGACUACUGAUCGUUGAAUUGGUCAAGCUUCAACUGAUGCAUUGUAUUAGUUUGUGUUCCUGAACUAAUGUGCCUUUGGAUGAAAAGACCGGUCACGUGUUGGGCAAAAAAAAUGAAACUUGUUUUCCCUUCAUUGUCUUCAUGUGCUCUACUCUGCCUAGUGGGAAAUGAUUAAAAUGGAAUGAAUGACUUGUAUAUAUUAGGUGCUGGCUGACAUUGAAAAUAAAACAUAUCAACAACUCCAAGUUAGUUUGAGGUUCAGAACAGUCACGGUCAGAUAAUGUGUCGAAGCUGAGUCUUGAGUUUCUGUUCAAGAGCGUUCUUCUCGUCCAGGAGGCUUUUUAAGCGAAGAAGACGCUCUGUGUUGUACCUUGUCACUUCAGCCAGUGACUGUCUUGCCUCCUCUACCUUUGCCUGUUAAAAAACAAACACCAUUUUCCAUUUGGAAAAAGAAUCAGAUGGUCAUCCAGUUACUUGCCUCCCAGCCUUUCAUGUCCUUGUCAUUUUGACUCUCUUGGAAAAGCUUUUCUUGCUUCAACUCCUCCAACGUCCGGUUCCCUGACAGCGUCUGCAGAGCUUCCAGAUCCACCUGCCUCCCAAACUUCAUCAUCAUCAGCUGGUUGCACUGCUUCUCUAGAACUAUUCCAAUGCAAAAGCAACCUUAUAUUUUGGACACUUGUCGAAGGGUUUACAGCACACAGACCUUGAAUUUCAGCAUCCAU